Messenger RNA from Symbiodinium necroappetens, 999 nucleotides. The record is from the annotation of a GenBank genome assembly. Lineage: Eukaryota; Dinophyceae; Suessiales; Symbiodiniaceae.
GUGGAUAUCAUUGGGGUUUAUCAGUUUGCCUUUUUGCAGAAGGCGGGAAUGACGGAUGCCAUUUUGGAUCAGCGGCGUCGGCUGCUGGGCAAGCUCGACAGGCUGCUGGCGUCCCUCCCAGUGCGCUCACAAUUGAUUGUUGGGGGAGACUUUAACGCCACUCUUGUCCCCACAAGCAGAAUUGCGGGGUAUGGGCUGCUGCAGCGUGCGCUGUCCGACAAGGAGAAAGCGGACCAGGACUUGCUGCUUCGCCUACUGCAGAAAUACAAACUCUCUGCAUUGAACACCUGGGGUAAGAAGAGCGGUGCUGCAACGUAUCUGCAUGCCAAGGGGCGAAGCCAGAUUGACUUUGUCUAUGCGAGGCAGGCUGUUUCCGACGGGGAGGCUAAGCAAACAAGGCCAGAGUUCACUGUAAUGGCUGGAUGGCGUUCCACGGGUCACCUUCCCCUGGUGGGUUCGAUCCCGCAUCGAUGGACACCGUGGGCCAAGCCAAGACGGGAGCGACAGGCGCCAGUCCCGGAGGGGCCUGGACUUGAGGUCCUGGCGCAGCAGAACACCAAUGAGGAGCCAUGCAGCAUACAGGAGCUCCGGGGAGCGGUGCUGCGAGCAGAGUGCGAGGCUCCAGAACCAAUGACUCGACCAGGGUUGGAGCCGGUGGAUGAGCUGGUCAAGGGAUGCUGGAAACUGCGGCGCAAACGACAGAUUGCGCAGACGUUGCUUGGUGCCGGUUUCAUCUUUGUUUUCAGGGUGCAGCGUAUUCGGCUCCGGGAUGAGGAGGGCAACCUGAUGAGUGGACCAGAGGAGUGUAGAGUGCUUGCGGCCUAUGCGCGGGAUUUGUUCAUGGCGCCAGAGGGGGUGAAGCUUCCGCUACUGCGGAUACCGGAGCAGGUGCUGAAGAUUGAGGCGUGGCAGAAGGCGGCAGUGAAGCUGAAAGCGGUGAAGGCAGCCCCUCAUGAUACCCCGCCCCUUCGACAGUGGAAGCAACACUGUCAGCUGAUU